GUGUUUCUGUGGCCCCUAUCUCUGUAGUAUCUGAGGGCCCAGAUGUUAAUUAAUUUAUCCUCAUACCACCCCUGUAAGGAAGUAUUAUACUUAUUUUACAGAUGGGGAACCCAAGGCAUAGGCAGAGUAAGUGACUUGUUUAAGGGUCACUCAACAAGUUAGUGGCAGAGCUGGGAAUAGAAUUUGGAUGUCCUUAUUCCAUCUCCACUGUUCUAAAACUACCAGACAACGUUCCCACUUUCAACUAUAUACUGGUCUCAAAUAAUGCAUAUACAUUCAGAAUGCUGCUGCAAAGAUCAUUUUCUUAGCCUGUUACUUUGACCAUGUCAUCCCUCUCUUUCUCCCACUGGCUCCCCCUUCUCUGUCACAUCCAACAUAAACUGUUUGUCUUCCCUUUCAAGGCUAGCUGCAGUAAUUCCCCACCCUACCUAUCAUCUCUCAUUUGCUGUUGGGCUACCGGUGCUCAUUUCCGAUCAGCCAUGGUGCCAGCCUCCAUUGCCUGCUUGCUUGUUUGAAAACUUAACACCUUCAUUGUUCCUCCUCUGCUGCCCCUCAUGCUUGGGAGGAGCACCCUAUGAACAUUCACAGAGCUACCUCAUUAUUCACCUUGACAUCCCUCCACAAGAGUCUCUUCUGCCAUGAUGCCUACAACAAAGCUUGACAAAAAGUAAUUGUCACAGGGGAAUCAUCAUAGAAUGGGAGUUCUUCAGGCAUCAGUACUAGGGCUGAUGCUAUUCAUUAUUUUUAUCAAUGAUCUAGAAAGACAACACCGGAGUGUACAGUGAAGUCAGCGUUUAAAUAAGGAUGGAGCUGGCUCAUAGUUUGUUGCUAAAUGAAGAAGCUUUGGCUCAAAUCACAGAAGCAAAGAGGCCGGUCUUUAUUUUUGAGUGGUUGCGAUUUCUGGAUAAAGUGCUUGUAGCAGCCAACAAGACAGAUGUCAAGGAAAAACAAAAGAAGCUUGUGGAACAGCUAACUGGACUCAUCAGCAGUUCCCCUGGGCCACCCACACGUAAAUUACUCGCAAAAAAUCUUGCGGCUCUUUAUAGCAUUGGCGAUACAUUUACUGUCUUUCAGACACUUGAUAAGUGUAAUGACAUUAUCAAGAAUAAAGAUGAUACUGCUGCCUAUUUACCGACCAAACUGGCUGCAGUGGCAUGUGUUGGAGCUUUUUAUGAAAAAAUGGGCAGGAUGCUGGGCAGUUCUUUUCCAGAAACCGUUAAUAAUCUCUUAAAGUCUCUGAAAAGUGCAGAGUCUCAGGGCCGAAGUGAAAUAUUAAUGAGUUUACAGAAAGUUCUAAAUGGACUGGGUGGUGCAGCAGCUUCAUGCCACCGUGAUAUUUAUAAGAAUGCACGAUCUCUGCUGACGGAUAGAUCUAUGGCUGUACGAUGUGCAGUAGCUAAGUGCCUACUGGAACUACAAAAUGAAGCUGUAUUUAUGUGGACUGCUGAGCUAGAAAAUGUAGCAACACUCUGCUUUAAAGCUCUGGAAAACUCAAAUUAUGGUGUACGAGUUGCAGUGUCGAAGCUUUUGGGGACAGUCAUGGCUACAGCGUUGAUACCAAAACAAGCAACAGUGAUGCGUCAGAACGUGAAGCGGGCUACACUGGAGGAAGUCCUAGAACUUAUGGCCACAGGGUUUCUUCGAGGAGGGUCAGGAUUCCUAAAAAGUGGUGGUGAGAUGUUGAAAGUAGGAGGGUCUGUCAAUCGGGAAGUGCGAGUUGGUGUCACACAGGCAUAUGUUGUCUUUGUUACAACGCUAGGAGGCCAGUGGUUGGAGCGCAAUUUUGCUACAUUUUUGUCCCAUGUCCUGGAUCUGGUGUCCCAUCCUCGUGCAACUCAGACUCAUGUUGAGGCAGUAUACUCUCGAAGAUGUGUGUCCUUUAUCCUGAGAGCAACCGUAGGCAGUUUAUUAGGGGAGAAAGCACAGAUUGCAGCUGCCAAAGAUAUUUGUCAAGCCAUUGGUAAACAAAUGAAGGCAGUGGAAGCGGUUGUGAAUGAUACUAACGGGGAAAAUAAAUCCGGAGCUGCUGAUGUAGCUGCAAGCCAACAUGUGAUGGUGUGUGCCCUUCAAGAACUAGGUAGCCUGGUUCAGAGCCUGAAUGCCACUGCAUCGCCACUCAUACAAGAACCCUCUAUAGGGCUAUUGGAGACAGUAACCUCAGUUCUUCUUCAUCCAAGCAUGGCUGCUCGGCUAGCUGCUGCAUGGUGCUUGCGCUGUGUAGCUGUGGCAUUGCCUUUUCAGUUGACUCCAUUUCUGGAUAGGUGCGCUGAAAGGCUCAACAAUCUGAAGACCUCACCAGAAGCAGUUAGUGGCUACAGUUUUGCAAUGGCUGCUUUACUAGGUGGAGUGCAUCAGUAUCCCUUAGGUAUUCCUCAUGCGAAGGGAAAAAUGGUAGUCAGUAUUGCUGAGGAUCUGUUACGAACUGCUGCUCAAAAUAGCAGACUGUCCUUACAGCGCACUCAAGCUGGGUGGCUUUUACUUGGUGCACUUAUGACUUUAGGUCCUUCAGUUGUUCGGUACCAUCUACCUAAGAUGCUGCUGCUAUGGCGAAAUGUAUUUCCUCGUUCUCUAAAGGAGCUAGAAGCAGAAAAAGCCCGAGGAGACUCUUUUACCUGGCAAGUAACAUUGGAAGGUCGUGCUGGAGCUUUGUGCGCUAUGAGGAGUUUCGUUGCUCACUGUCCUGAGCUCCUUACUGAAGAUGUGAUCAGAAAAUUAAUGACACCUAUAGAAUGUGCCAUGACAAUGAUGUCACACAUUCCAUCGGUAAUUAAAGCCCAUGGAGCUCAUCUUAAAGCUAGCGCAGCUAUGGUCCGUUUAAGACUUUAUGACAUUUUGGCUUUGUUACCUCCAAAAACUUAUGAAGGAUCAUUUAAUGCACUCCUUCGGGAGCUAGUGGCAGAAUUCACUUUGACAGACAAUUCUGCUAAUACAACUACAUCGCUGCUUAGAUCUCUUUGCCAUUAUGAUGACAGUGUUCUUCUUGGCUCUUGGCUGCAGGAAACGGAUCAUAAAUCAAUUGAAGAUCAGCUUCAGCCAAACAGUGCAUCUGGAAGUGGAGCUUUGGAGCAUGACCCGUCUUCCAUUUAUUUGCGCAUCCCAGCUGGUGAAGCUGUGCCUGGCCCCCUUCCCCUGGGAGUAUCAGUCAUUGAUGCCUCUGUGGCGCUCUUUGGUGUGGUUUUUCCUCAUGUUUCUUACAAACACAGGCUACAAAUGUUGGAUCACUUUGCUGAAUGUGUCAAACAGGCUAAAGGUGUCCGCCAACAAGCUGUGCAGCUUAAUAUCUUCACUGCUGUUCUCAGCGCAUUGAAGGGUUUAGCUGAGAAUAAAAGCACAUUAGGACCAGAAGAAGUCCGCAAAUCUGCUCUGACGUUGGUUAUGGGUGCCCUUGACAAUCCUAAUCCCAUUUUGAGAUGUGCAGCAGGAGAGGCACUUGGCAGAAUGGCUCAGGUAGUUGGAGAAGCAACUUUCAUCGCCAGAAUGGCUCAAUUCAGCUUUGACAAGUUAAAAUCUGCUCGAGAUGUUGUGUCAAGAACUGGUCAUUCGUUGGCUCUUGGCUGUCUCCAUCGUUAUGUGGGUGGAAUAGGUUCUGGACAGCAUCUGAAAACCAGUGUCAGUAUUCUGUUGGCGUUGGCACAAGAUGGGACCUCACCUGAAGUCCAGACCUGGUCUCUCCAUUCACUUGCCUUGAUAGUGGACUCUAGUGGGCCAAUGUACCGGGGAUAUGUGGAGCCUACUCUUUCUCUUGUUCUUACCCUGCUCUUGACGGUUCCACCAUCGCAUACAGAAGUACAUCAGUGUUUGGGCCGAUGUCUUGGGGCUAUAAUAACUACGGUUGGCCCUGAGCUGCAAGGUAAUGGAGCUACUAUUUCAACAAUCCGCUCUUCAUGCUUGGUGGGAUGUGCGAUCACACAAGAUCACUCGGACUCUCUUGUUCAGGCAGCUGCCAUAUCCUGCCUUCAACAGCUUCACAUGUUUGCACCCCGCCAUGUCAACCUAUCCAGUCUGGUUCCCAGCCUUUGUGUUCACUUGUGCAGUUCUCAUUUAUUGCUCCGUCGGGCUGCAGUGGCAUGUUUGCGGCAGCUUGCUCAGAGGGAAGCAGCAGAAGUGUGUGAAUAUGCCAUGAGCUUAGCAAAAAAUGCUGGCGACAAAGAGAAUAGUGGCGUCAAUAUUAACCCUUUUGCACCAGGAGCUGGUUCUCGGCGGGAUAUUCAUUGCCGGCAUCAAGGAGUUAAUAUAACAGAGACUGGCCUCGAGGGGGUUCUUUUUGGAAUGUUAGACCGGGAGACUGAUCGAAAGCUGUGUUCUGAUAUUCAUGAUACCUUGGGACAUAUGCUUUCAUCCCUGGCAGUGGAAAAACUUUCACACUGGCUAAUGCUAUGUAAGGAUGUCCUAGCAGCCUCCAGUGACAUGAGCACUGCAGCGCCUUUGGGAGGAGGAAAGGAUGACGAAUCGGAGAAGAAAGAUGAGAUGGAUGAUGACACAAUGUUUACCACUCUGGGUGAAGAGGAUAAAUCGAAGCCUUCUGUGGCUCCUCGCUGGGCCACUCGUGUAUUUGCUGCCGAUUGCCUGUGUCGAAUUAUCAUGCUGUGUGAGAAUGCGAAUAAGGCUCACUUUGAUCUGGCCAUGGCCCGUUCAGCCAAACUCAGAAACCCUAAAAAUGAUCUUUUAGUGCUCCAUCUCUCCGACCUCAUCCGUAUGGCAUUCAUGGCUGCAACUGAUCACAGCAACCAGCUGCGGAUGGCUGGUCUCCAGGCACUUGAAGAUAUUAUCAAGAAAUUUGCAUCAGUUCCUGAGCCAGAGUUUCCCGGUCAUGUGAUACUGGAGCAGUAUCAGGCUAAUGUUGGAGCUGCUCUAAGACCAGCUUUUUCCCAAGAUACUCCUUCUGACAUAACAGCAAAAGCCUGCCAGGUAUGUAGCACAUGGAUAGGAAGUGAGGUUGUAAGUGACCUGAAUGAUCUUCGCCGAGUUCACAAUCUCCUUGUCUCCUCCCUGGACAAAGUGCAAGCGGGAAAAAAGGGGUCUUCCAGUCAGCUUUACCGAGAGAGUGCCACGACUAUGGAAAAACUGGCAGUCCUGAAAGCCUGGGCUGAGGUAUAUGUUGUAGCUAUGAAAAUUAAAAAGGAAGCAGAGACCAAACCAAAGCGAGCAAUAAAGAAUACAGAUGAUGAGGAGGAGGAUUUUGGUACUGUAGAUGAGCUACCUCCAGACAGUUUGAUAACACUUGUACAACCUGAACUGCCUAUUCUGAGUCGCCUUUGGCUAGCUGCGUUGAAAGACUAUGCUCUUUUGACUUUACCAGCUGAAUUUGCUAGUCAGCUUCCACCAGAUGGUGGAGCAUUUUACACUCCAGAGACAAUUGAUACAGCUAGACUGCACUACCGGAACUCUUGGGCUCCAAUCCUACAUGCAGUGGCACUCUGGCUAAACAGUGCAGGAUUUAAUGCUUCUGAGUCACCAGAAGAAGCAGCUGCAGCAAUGCCUAAUUCACAGAAACGUGCGUCGUCCAUCAUGUUAAACCAGGCACCUGGAACACCACCUACCACUAAAUCUUUGCCAGAGAUAAACAAAGAUAGAAUGCACUUGAUUUUAGGUGUUAGUAUACAAUUCCUCUGUUCCCCCAGGCCUGAGGAGCCUGUUGAACAUGUCACGUCUUGUUUACAGGCACUGCAUACUUUACUGGAUUCCCCUUGUGCUAGAAUUCAUAUUGCAGAGGAUCAGCUCCUUGGUGUUGAACUUCUGAGUGUGCUGCAUCGACUCUUACUGACCUGGGAUCCUCCUUCAGUCCAGCUGCUAGUUACAGGAGUUGUCCAGCAGAUAGUGAGAGCAGCUCAAGAUUACUUGCAAGAAAAAAGGAACACUCUAAAUGAAGACGACAUAAAGGAAAAAGAAACGUGUCUUGUGUUAGGAGAAGGUGGUGAGAGUGGUGGCCUUGUGCCUGGAAAAUCUCUCGUCUUUGCAGCCAUGGAACUACUAAUGUUUAUCCUAGUACGGCACAUGCCACAUCUAAGCCCCAAAAUGUCAGACUCUCCAAGUCAUGUUUCUGCCAAACCCCAGCUCUCUGAAGAAAGUGCUCGCCUUGUGGCUGCCACAGUUACUAUCCUAUCUGACCUGCCUUCUCUGUGCUCUCCAGCCGGAUGUAUGACAAUAUUACCUACAAUCCUGUUUCUGAUUACAAGAGUAUUGAAGGAAACUGCAGUAAAAUCAGUGGAUAAUCAGGUCUCACCACCAGUCAGUGCAACUCUUCAGGCGAUAAAAACUAUUGUAACUCUUCCAAUGGCCAAGACUGAGGAAACCCAUAAGCAAUGGACCAGUCUUAUCCGCAGCACACUGGCAUCUGUCUUGGAAUACUCCCAACCAGAGGGUACUAAGUCUAUUCUUGAUGAAGUAAGCAUGCUUACAGCGAUUGCACUCUUCCUUUGGUCUGCAAGUACAGAAAUAAUUGGAGUGCAGUCCUUACAGAAUGGCUGCAUUAACAGAUUUAAAAAUGCAUUGAAUUCCUGUGAUCCUUGGGUUCAAGCCAAGUGUUAUCAGCUGCUACUUUCUGUAUUCCAACACACCAACCGUGCCCUGUCAACUCCAUACAUCCAUUCAUUGGCACCAAUAAUGGUUGAGAAACUGAAAGCUGUAGAAGGUAACCGUCUAAUCAGCAACACAGAGCUAUUAGCAGUCCAGGAAGGAAUUAAAGUCCUUGAAACAUUGGUUGCCCUUGGUGAGGAGCAGAAUAGAGUCCAGUUGCUUGCUCUUCUAGUUCCAACUCUGAUCUCUUAUUUACUGAAUGAAAAUGCUUUUGCUUCUGCAUCUACAAUAUCGAAAGAUCUUCAUGAAUUUGCACUCCAGAAUUUAAUGCACAUUGGUCCCCUCUACCCUCAUGCUUUCAAGACAGUAAUGGGAGCUGCUCCUGAAUUGAAAAUACGUCUAGAAACUGCAGUCCGAGCAAGUCAGGCCAGCAAAGCAAAAGCAGCUGCCAGGCAACCACCACCCACAAUACAUUCUGUCCCAACAAUUAAACUUAAAACUAGCUUUUUUUGAAUUAUUUUGAGUUAUUAUUUUUGGGAUCAUACCUACAAUUAAAAGUCAGAAGCACUACAUCAUUCCUUAUGUGCUACUGCAUAUAUGUUUGUAUUUUGCAUUGUUUGUAUGUCAGAGGCAAUCUAAUAGCUUUAUGUGUAAUUACUUGAAAUUUGUGCAUUAUAAGGGAAGUAGUGUUACAAGUAUUUAUAUAAAUUUUUAAGAAAUUGAAUUUGUUUGAUCAUAUUUGUGAAUCUGUGUUAUAAAUUAUCCACCAAAAAAGUAUCAUCUGUCCUACUAAAUUGUGUUGUUUAUUUUUAGAACACUGAGUCAAACCUAGCAAAUGUAAGUGUUUUUAAAAGCUAGUUAAUGCUAUCCAACUGUUGUACCAGCACACUAACACAGCAGGGUUGGAGUGGGUGGAGAAACCAGUAUUCGGUAUUUACUAUUUAUCUUUGGAAAUGUCAGGUGUAAUAAUCACAUUUUUCUUAAAAAACAAAAAAACACAAACCUA
Messenger RNA from Chrysemys picta bellii (western painted turtle), 7522 nucleotides. The record is from RefSeq and is a predicted model, not a curated record. NCBI's taxonomy places the organism in Eukaryota, Metazoa, Chordata, Testudines, Emydidae.